Messenger RNA from Mya arenaria, 3153 nucleotides. RefSeq lists its product as uncharacterized. The coding region runs from base 373 to 1674 and encodes 433 amino acids. The record is from RefSeq and is a predicted model, not a curated record. The transcript is spliced from 4 exons. Lineage: Eukaryota; Metazoa; Mollusca; Bivalvia; Myida; Myidae.
GUGCAAUUCAAACAGCAGAUGUCUCUUAUAUUUUAAAUUUUCUUCUAUGACAUAAAGCUAUGAAUUGACGUAAGUAAAUGGACUGUUUUAUUAAUAUAGAAAAGUGAAAUGAGCGAAAUGGAAAUCAAAGAGCAUACAUAAGGCCUGGGUUGUCCCCAGUUGUUUACAAUUUUGAAUAGGACUCUUUACAAUUUAAUGGAUUUUGAAUGAGAAGUAAAUGGCAAGUUAUUAAAAUAUUUGAUUGCGUAUUCUGAUACAACAAUUGAAGGUUUUUUUUGUAUUGAAAUAGAGCAUAUAAUUACAAAGCGUAUCAGCAAAGGCAUUCAAACAAAGGAUUGGGAAGCAAAAAUAAAUAGUUAAAAAACUUGAACAAUGGUACGGUAUGAUAAAUGCGUUGAAUCACUCUACGACAGUGCUACCGUCGUGGAUAGGACGAAGACCCUUCAGAUUAUUAAGGUCAUGAAAGGCGCAAUAAGUAUGUCCAAAAGCCGGACCGGGGACUGUAUUUUCCGGACCAACAAAACAGUGAAAAAGGAGCUGGAUAGAUUGGUGAAAAUAGAGGUCCGAAAUUCGCAUUACAACGUGUCGCGGAUUGAUACGGGGAAGAAAAUGGUGGUGAACCGAUGGACCAAGCUUCUGGAACAUCAGACGAUGGUGUCUUCUCAGGCUCUGUUUGAGGAAAUACUGGACAUUAACGACAUGGGAGGAGCAGAACAUGACUUUGGGUCAGAGAAAGAGGAUCUGAAGCUAAAAUCCCUGAUUGACGUCCGACUGAGCAAACUGCAGUCGCUUAUCGACACCGGUGGACUUUCUCCAAGAGGUGGUUUACAUCGGCAGGGACACGGACCGAACAGAAAUGAACCUCACAACAACGCCGAGGAGACAUCUGAGAAACAAGAAACUGGCCCUGAGUUUGUUACGGAGAAAAAAGAAAUCAGGACGAAGUACAGCGGACAUGAAGCAGAAACCGCUUAUACUGAACCCACAAGACACACUGUGGGUUUGGCAAAAUCUAAAUCUCUAUCGAGUCAGCCAGGCGUUGCUCAGCGACCCGGCCAAAGGUUUCCGGCACUAAGAAGGGAGCAGACGAUAGGCGCAGGUUCGCAAGAAGAGGAGCGCAUACCACCCAUGCCAGCCUUGGUUAGGGACCUCACUGACUGGGGAAACUGGCGUCUGAACGACAAAAGUUGGAUUAGAGGUUAUUUAGAUAAAGAGAAGACACGACACGAGGACUUGAUUAUCCGGAACGCCCUGAAAAACAUCGAGCAUGAAAUGUCAGGAGCCAACAUGAUCAAACGUCACCAGAUCAGACAAAAAUUGCAGAAUGACAAAAAUGUUCGGGAAACAGAACUACGAAAGAAAGAUAAAGAACGAAUGAAAAGAGAGUCAUUCACUCCCCAAACAAUUCCAGUUCAAAAUUUAAGCAUACCGAAUUCUUCGACAAUAUCUGAACCUCAGGGGACAAACAACCAGAAAAAGACAGUUGGAUUUGCAAUGCCGGAGAGUGAGUUACUUGAAAACCCAGAGGCAAAGAAAACCUGGUCGCCGAAGGCGAAAGCUGUGUACACCAACAAACAACUUUGCAAUAAAAAGCAAGGUUUUAAAGGUGGUCUUCCGGUCAUUAGAGAAAAAAGUCGCCCUCUGAAAGGCAUACUUGUUCUUGACCAUGAGUGACUGAUAUUACAAAAAAAAUCUCGAAAGAGCAGAUACACAAAGAAACCACAGUAAAGAAUGUGUUUUUUUUUAUGUAGUGUCGAUUGAAUUCAUGUAAGUCGUGUUAUGGAAAUCAUAAAAAUAAACAUGCGCUUCACUCAGCAGCAUACGUUAACAACUCGAAAGGAACUUAACUCUACUCUUUUAAUGGUAUAAGUGUUUAUUAACACGUUUUGACACGACUCUUAAAAUUUCAUAAACGUAUUUCCUCGUUUUUAGCUCGUUCGUUUUUUAAACAAUUCAUGCGGCCUCGUUUCGCUCGCUCCAUUUUUUGUAGAUCGCCUAAAUGAACUCUAGAAUUUACAUAGGCGUCGGUGUGCAAAACAAAAUCGUUUGCUAUAACUCAUAAAACAAUUUGAAUGAAAUAUGCAUUCAUUAUAUAAUAAGGCAAAAAAUCAAAAUUCCAACAUACAUGUUUUUUUGCUGUUUGCACACCUUGUGAAACAUACAUGAACUCCCUUCUUAUCCAAACUUGGUCACACUCUUAAAAAUCCAUACAUUGUAGCAAAAACUUCCUUUAAGUUUGCUUGAACUGUUUUAUUUACAUUUGAAAUCAUUAUUCACACGUUGAUAUCUCAAUAGAAGUAUCCUUUUCAUCUUUAAGAAAUAAAAUUGAGUAAAAUUGCAAAGUACGCAACAGUAAUAUGCAGCCUUCUAGAUACGCAACUUCAUCAGUGUGGUCGUUUUCAGCUUCAUUAUUCUGCUUAAAUUCGCCAAGAAAGUAUUAUAUAUUGAAUAAUCUAAAUGGACUUUUUGUGGCAUUUCAACAAUUCUGUUUCAUUAAAGACUAGUGUCCUGUCUUAUUUUUAUGUUAUUGUUUAAUGCAAACGAUCCUUUAAUGACCAAUUAAACUUUUGUUUUAAUGAUACAAGGAAUUUAUCCAGUCUUUUCCUUCGGACUCCACACACUGACCAGCCGAAUUGCAUUCAUACCCCGAUAAUGACAUCAACCCGCAAUUCAUUCCUUAAAUAUUUCUGAGGAGAGUGUAUCAUUAUUUCUUGAAAAGUGCGUGAACUCUUUUUUAUGCUGACAUUUGAAGCGAGAAAUAGUUAAUUAGCAUUUUAGUUAAUGCCACACGACAAGGUUUCCAUGAUGCUACAGGCGGCAGUCUUCAACAAGGGAGGUAAUUACAAUGCGAUGCUCAUUAAAAAGGAGUUCCAUUACGGGUACUUGUUUAAUCUUUGCCCGUGGGCAAAAUAAGAAUUUCUAGCAUGGUUAAAUUUUUGGAUCUACUUAUCUGAGGUGGGAGAAAAGAAUUUCCAGCAUGGCCAAAUUUUUCGAUCUACUGAUAUGAGGUGGGCGAAAAAAGAAAUGCGAUAUGAGUUGCUUGAGCUUUGUGUUUGUAUUACUUGCCGAUUCUCGCGUGAGGGGUACAUCGCACUCGACCUUCGGUGCGAUAUGGCCUUUACGCAAGCCACUGGAACUUAACCAACUCUACAG